Molecule: messenger RNA, 605 nt
Organism: Eublepharis macularius
Lineage: Eukaryota; Metazoa; Chordata; Lepidosauria; Squamata; Eublepharidae
Exons: 3
Coding region: 3-605 (200 amino acids)
Source: RefSeq, a predicted model, not a curated record
UGAUGAAGGAGCACAAUGAAAUAUUUAUUGUUCAAGCUCCACCCGCCUCUGAAGUACAACCAGGAGGAGAGCAGGAUGCAAUCCAAACGGAAGAGGACACCAUCGACAAUCCAGGAUCAGCAUUUCCAACAAGCUCAGAAGAUUCUCAUGAUGAUUCUGCAGGCCCUUGUGGGGAACAAGAUUUGCUAAGUCGCAGGAUGGAGCAUUUAAAACAGAGAAGUCAAGACUGCUUAGAGGAGGAUUCACUGACCGCUGGACAAAAUGAAACAUCUGCUCUUCAAAUUCCAUUGACCUCAGAAAUACAACCAGGAGAGCAGGAUGCAAACCAGUCAGAAGAGCACACCGUCCACAAUCCAAGAUCAACUUCUCCGUCAGGCUCAGAAGAUUCCAGUGAUGAUUAUGAAGAACUUUGUGAGGAACAAGAUUUACUGACUCGCAGGAUGGAGCAUUUACGACAGAGAGACCAAGAAGGUGAAGAGGACAGCACGGCCUUUGAUUCCGGGGAAAAGGAGAAUAUGAAAGUCCCUCAAGGAAAUGAUGCAGCUCAGCUUUGGCAUCCUGCAGUAGGGAAUCGGUUCCGAACCCCCUGUCGCAUGGAUAUUUGA